Messenger RNA from Anas platyrhynchos (mallard), 8162 nucleotides. RefSeq names its product SH3 and multiple ankyrin repeat domains 3 (gene SHANK3). Gene Ontology annotation, cellular component: postsynaptic membrane; dendritic spine; postsynaptic density. The record is from RefSeq and is a predicted model, not a curated record. Lineage: Eukaryota; Metazoa; Chordata; Aves; Anseriformes; Anatidae. Gene Ontology annotation, molecular function: synaptic receptor adaptor activity; ionotropic glutamate receptor binding.
GCAGGAGCCCAUGGCCAGGCUGUGACCCAGGACGUGCGAGUGUGUCCCGCACCACUGUCCCGGCCCAGCUGGCAGCCGGCAGGACGCAGGGGCAGGGGUGUCCCCUUCCUGGCAGGAAAGGGGCUGAGCCGGCGGCUGCAGGUUUCCUGUAGGCUCAGGCUCUGAGGGCGUCAGGAGCCAGAGCAGCCUGAGCAGCACCACGCGGGCCCAUGGCAGGUUGAUGAAGAGGGAGUGCUGUGACCCCGUGCCCGUGCCAGUCUUUUCAGGGCCCCCGGUGCCGGUGCCGGCCGCCCCGCCGCGCCGCACGGAGCAUGCCUCUGAGCCCCGCCGGCAGCAAGCAUGAGAGCCCGGAGUCGCCGCCGCCAGAGCCGCCGCCGCCGCCGGAGCGACAGCCCCGCGCCGCCGCCGGGGAGCCGGGCGCCGGCCUGCGGGAGGAGACGCGGCUCGACCCGGCCCGGGGCCCCGGCGGGCCCCGCUCCCCCAAGCUGGCGGCCCCGGCGCGCAUGGAGGAGCCCGCGCCCGGCGCCAUCGUCGUCCGCAUCGGCAUCCCCGACCUCCAGCAGACGAAGUGUCUGCGGUUGAAUCCAGAUGUUCCUGUGUGGGUCUCCAAGCAGCGCAUUCUGUGCACUCUCAACCACAGCCUGAAGGAUGUUCUCAACUAUGGGCUCUUCCAGCCAGCCUUCAACGGCAGGGCUGGGAAGUUCCUGGAUGAGGAGCGUCUACUGCGGGAGUACCCCCUGAAUCCAGACACUCCUGUCCCCUACCUGGAGUUCCGGUACAAAAGGCGCGUGUACACCCAGACUUUGCUGGAUGACAAGCAGUUUGCCAAACUCCAUACAAAGGCAAAUCUGAAGAAGUUCAUGGAGUACGUGCAAAUGCUGAAUGCGGAGAAGGUCUGCAGACUGCUGGAGAAGGGACUGGACCCCAACUUCCAUGACCCGGAUACUGGAGAGUGUCCCCUGACUGCAGCGGCUCAGCUGGAACUUGGUGCCGAGAUGAUCAAAGCACUGCGCAAUGGGGGAGCACACCUGGAUUUCCGGACACGGGAGGGAAUGACAGCUCUUCACAAGGCUGUGCGGUGCCGCAACCAUGCGGCGCUGUUGACGCUGCUGGACCUGGGUGCCUCCCCAGACUACAAGGACAGCCGAGGGCUGACGCCCCUGUACCACAGCGCCAUGGUCGGGGGGGAUCCCUACUGCUGUGAGCUCCUGCUGCACGACUACGCCCGGCUGGGCUGCGUGGAUGAGAACGGCUGGCAGGAGAUCCACCAGGCAUGUCGCUACGGCCAUGUUCAGCACCUGGAGCAUCUUCUCUUCUACGGAGCUGAUAUGACUGCACAGAAUGCCUCAGGAAAUACCGCUCUUCAUAUUUGUGCUCUCUAUAAUCAGGAGAGCUGUGCUCGGGUUCUCCUCUUCCGUGGUGCGAGCAAAGAGAUUCGCAACUACAACAGCCAGACGGCAUUCCAGGUGGCCAUCAUUGCAGGAAAUUUUGAAUUGGCUGAAAUCAUCAAAACCCACAAAGAGUCCGAUGUUGUGCCUUUCAGAGAAACUCCCAGCUAUACAAAGCGGCGACGGAUCCUCGGUGCUGGCGGCCUCUCUUCACCGCGCAUGCUGCAGCGCUCGGCCAGCGACAACAACCUGAAGGCGGAGAGCCGGGCGUCCUACUCACCGGUGCCCUCGCUGCGCAGCCUGCCUCCCCAGCUGCUGGUGCAGAUGCAGGAGGCUGCAGCAGGGGCCGGCGGUGGGGACGGCAGCCUGGCCAGUUCCAGCAGCACCCGCAGCGCUCACAGCCGCUCCCCAUCCCUGCAGCGCGUGCAGGAGGAGAAGGAGGCCGACCUGCCCACGCUCCGGAGGAGCAGCCGUGGCAAGGCCAGCCCCGGCGGCCCGGCGGGGCCCCCCGGGCCCGGCCCCGGCCCCGAGCCCGCGCCGCACGCCGCGCCCGCCCCGCUGCGCGGGCCCAAGCGGAAGCUGUACAGCGCCGUGCCCGGCCGCAAGUUCAUCGUGGUGAAGAGCUACGCGCCGCAGGGCGACGGCGAGAUCCAGCUCAACCGGGGCGAAGCCGUCAAGGUGCUGAGUAUUGGCGAAGGUGGCUUUUGGGAAGGAACCGUGAAAGGAAGGACUGGCUGGUUCCCAGCAGAAUGUGUUGAGGAGGUGCAGAUGCGACAGUAUGAUCCACGGCAAGAAACCAGAGAAGACAGGACAAAGCGUCUCUUCCGACAUUAUACUGUGGGCUCUUACGACAAUUUCACCUCUCACAGUGACUACAUCAUUGAGGAGAAGACGGCCGUGCUGCAGAAGAGGGAGCAUGAGGGAUUCGGGUUUGUGUUGCGAGGGGCCAAAGCUGAAACCCCAAUUGAGGAGUUCACCCCAACCCCAGCCUUCCCAGCGCUCCAGUACCUGGAAUCAGUGGAUGUGGAAGGCGUUGCGUGGAGAGCAGGGCUUCGCACAGGAGACUUUCUGAUUGAGGUGAAUGGUGUGAACGUGGUGAAGGUGGGGCACAAGCAGGUGGUCUCGCUCAUCCGGCAAGGGGGGAAUCACCUGGUGAUGAAAGUUGUUUCCGUCAGCCGCAAGCCAGAGUCAGAAGAAGUUGUUCGGAAGAAGGCUCCGCCGCCUCCCAAGAGAGCGCCCAGCACCACCCUGACGCUGCGGUCCAAGUCCAUGACAGCCGAGCUGGAGGAGCUGGCCUCCAUGCGGAGAAGAAAAGGGGAGAAACUGGAUGAGAUUUUGGCAGCAGCCGAGCCCUCGCUGAGAGCAGACAUUGUCGAAGCAGAUUCUAGGGCAGCCACUGUGAAGCAGCGACCAACAAGCCGGCGCAUCACGCCAGCAGAAAUCAGUUCACUCUUUGAACGCCAGGGUAUGGCAGCACAUUCGGGGGUCCUUGCGGGAGCUGAGAAGCCCCACGUUUCACUACGCAAAGGAAUUCCGCGGACAAAAUCUGUAGGUGAAGACGAGAAACUUGCUGCUUCUUUGCUAGAUGGGAAGUUUCCCCGGAGCACAUCGAUGCAAGACACUGUUAGGGAAGGGCAUGGGAUUCCACCACCACCUCAAACAGCCCCACCCCCGCCUCCUUCUCCAUAUUACUUCGACACAGGCCCCCCGCCAUCCUUCUCACCACCUCCACCCCCAGGAAGAGCUUAUGAUACCAUAAGAUCAAGCUUUAAGCCAAGCCUGGAGGCUAAGCUCCACGGACUCCCACAGGUCAUUAGCGCAGCUGAGAUGUACGAUCAGGCGAGGACUUCCAUUCCUUAUCCUGAAAGGCAGAAGAGGGCCCGAUCCAUGAUAAUCCUACAGGAUUCCUCUCAUCUUCCUGUGGAGCCAACAGAGAUCCCCCGGCCUGGCCCAUCCGCAACCCCUCCAGAGAAGCUGAAGAGGAAGGGGAGAGUGAUUGACAACCCGUAUGCCAACAUGGGUCAGUUCAACGUCAGCCUGUUUGCUCCCACCAAGCCACAGAGGAAGAAGAGUCCUCUCGUUAAGCAGUUACAAGUAGAGGAUGCACAGGAGAGAGCAGCACUGUCCAUCACUGGAGGCUUUACCAGGGAGCCCUCUCCCACGCGCAGGAGCCAUCGCCUGAGUGGCGUGGAGUAUCAGCACCACACGGGCAUUGCUCAGGUCGAAGCCACAAGCAUCCCCUUUGCCACUGCCAUUGCUGGAGUCAUGAAGGACAGAGACCGGCGUCUGGACGAGAAGCGGAAAUCCACUGUCUUCCUCUCAGUUGGGGCCAUCGAAGGAAGCCCCCCCAGCAGUGACAUGCCAUCCUUACAGCAGUCCAGGUCUAUCGAUGAGCGGUUGUUAGGAAGCCGAGAUGUACUACUGCCUUCCCCUGUCUCAGCUUUAAAGCCAUUAAUUAGCAGCUCAUCCUCAACGUUCAUCCACCCCCUCACAGGAAAGCCCUUGGAUCCAAACUCACCACUGGCACUUGCGCUGGCCGCAAGGGAACGGGCCCUCUCAACUCAAGUCCCAUCCCGGUCGCCCACCCCGAUCCACAGCCCAGACUCAGACAGAGCAGCACCCCUGUUUGUGGACAUCCAAACCAAAGAACCAGAGAGGGGGGAGUUGGAGAGUUUAGUGUCCCCUGCGUAUUCACCUGGAGGUAAAGGGGCAAUUGGAACGGACUCUGGGACUUUGGCCCCUGCUAAGACCCCGUGGGGGACUCCGUCCACACUGAGAAAAGAAACUGAGGCAAGAGCAGAAACACCUGUGAAGGAGGAGAAAAAACAAGAAGACAAGAAGUCCAUGAUUAUUAGUAUAGUGGAUACAUCACAGCAGAAGACUGCUGGCCUUAUCAUGGUUCACGCCACAAGUAAUGGCCAAGACGAGGUAGGACUUGAGGUAAAAGAGGAGAAGCCGGCUGUCCCUGAAGCAUGCACAGAGCCAGCAGAGUCUCCCAAAGCAGAGACCCAGCCCAGCCCCGUGGGGAAGCCUCCGGUCAGUCCAGCCUCUGACAAGACACUGGGACAAGGGAGUUCGGAGGAAGAAGUGGAGCCCUACACGGUUACCCUCCCACCAGCUCAGUUGUCUUCAAGCGAUGAAGAGACCAGGGAGGAGCUGGCCAAGAUAGGGCUGGUGCCUCCACCAGAUGAGUUUGCAAACGGGGUACUCGUCACCACCCCUGGCACACCAGUCAGCCACCUGGCUACGCCUAGCACGCCAUCCAUACCAGCGGCAGCAGUAGCACCUUCUACCACUGGCGGAACACCCUCAGGGAAGCCCUCUGAUGCCCCCGUAGCCCCAGAGUCUGCUGCAGACUCAGGAGUGGAAGAGGUGGACACCAGAAGUUCAAGUGACCAUCACCUGGAGACCACAAGCACCAUCUCUACGGUCUCCAGCAUGUCUACGUUGUCCUCAGAAAGCGGGGAGCCUACUGACACAUACACUUCCUUUGCGGAUGGACAAACUUUUAUACUCGAGAAGCCACCAGUGCCUCCAAAGCCAAAACUCAAGUCCCAGCUCAGCAAGGGGCCAGUUACUUUCAGGGACCCACUUUUGAAGCAGUCUUCGGACAGCGAGCUCAUCUCCCAGCAACAUGCGGCCACUCUGGCAUCAGCCAGCAUUGGCCGGCCACGCUACCUCUUUCAGAGAAGGUCCAAGCUAUGGGGGGACCCCAUGGAGAGCAGGCCGAUCCAUGGGGCUGACGAUGACAAGCCAACUGUGAUCAGUGAGCUAAGUUCCCGACUACAGCAACUGAAUAAGGAUACACGAUCACUGGGGGAGGAACCUGCCGGGUCCACCUUAGAUCCCGGGAAGAAGUCACCGGUGGUCGCGGCACGACUUUUCAGUAGUUUAGGAGAACUCAGCACCAUUUCCCAGCGGAGCUCCGGGACCACCUACACAGUUCGACCUGGCAGUCGCUACCCUGUAACCCGACGUACCCCCAGCCCCGUGAAGCCGGCUCUGGAUCGGACAGAGCCCCUCAGCACCGUGCGGCCCUAUGGUCUGACCCCUCCCACCAUCCUCAAAUCUUCCAGCCUCUCCAUCCCACACGAGCCCAAGGAGGUGCGUUUUGUGGUGAGGAGCGUGAGCGCCCGGAGCCGCUCCCCGUCCCCGUCCCCCUCUCCAGGGCCGCCCCUGCACACCCUCCACCCGCCAAGGCCCUUCAUGCAGAAACCCCUCCACCUGUGGAACAAGUACGACGUCGGGGACUGGCUGGAAAGCAUCAACUUGGUGGAGCACCGAGACAAGUUUGAGGACCAUGAAAUAGAGGGCACACACCUGCCCGCCCUCACCAAGGAGGACUUUGUGGAGUUGGGGGUGACACGGGUCGGGCACCGUAUGAACAUUGAGCGGGCACUCAAGCAGCUGGUAGACAGCUGACCGUCCUAGGCAGCGCUGGCCUCUUCCAGAGCCACCACACGGGGAGGGGGGGGGCGUUUCUACUAGACUAAUAAAACCCAGUUUGAUUCUCUUUCUACUCUGAGCACUGCACUGAAGGGCGCGGAGCCGAGGGGCUCCCGCCCGCUCACACACAGCCCGCGUGCCACGCACACGCAGACCCCGCUCAGCCCCACCAGGCCCGCGACGCCUUCGGGAAAAGGAAUGUUGCAUGAAAUACAUCCUCUUUUCUGUUCCUCCCAGAGAGUCUGGCCUGUAUAUCGCUUGAUGUGCUCUUCCCUGGGGCGUCGCUGGUGGCAGGAGGGGCCGAGGCGCCAGGUGCCGCCGCGCCGGGCUCCCCGCACGGGACCUGUGGCACGGCGACACCUGGCUGGGGGGGACUGUGCAGGGCCACCGUGCAGUCGAGGAACCAAACCUGUGCAGGGCAAGGGCUCCUGAGCAGCAGGCUCUGCAUGGGUUUUCCUGCGAGCCCAGCGCUGCUCGCAGGUCCCUUGUGCGGCAGGCAGGGAGGUGGCAGGCCAGACACGAGCUGCCCGAGAGGGUGCGUGUGGGGGGCACGGCAAGGCAGGGCCCCGGCAGCGCGGGCUGCUGGGGGAGGCAGGCAGGGCGCUGCGGGGGCAGGAGCAGGAUGGAGGCCCCGUGGGGCUGGGCGAGGAAGGGGGGCAGCAGGAGCAGGGCCCGUGGCAGGGCAGCCUCGCUGCGUGCCAGGAGAGCCGCGGUGACGGCCGCCCUGCUCCCACCCGCGCCCUGCUUCGGCCCUGCCGCGGCUCCUCCGGCAGACCCGGUGCAGGCAGGAGUGAGCCUUGCCUGUGCGGGUGAGAAGGGCGCCAAGCGUGAGAGAGCCUGGCUGUGGACUCUGCUCCCCUGCCUGGCUGCGCUUGGUUUGCCCUGGAGAGAGAGAGGGACCGAAACCGCAUGGAUAGAAGCAUGUUUGGGGGGUGUCGGAGGGAGGCUGGUGGGGAAUCCAGCAGAAAACGCUUUGCCAACGUUCAAAGGGGUGGGGGGUGGGGGGAGGUGUUUUAUUUCCUCUUGGUUUGGGGUCUUGUUUCCAAGGGGGACACAUUGAUGGAUAAUAUAUAAUCUCCGUGCAUUUAUAUAGAGAGCAGCUGAUGAUCUACAAGAGACGAUACUGAACUACAGGAUUCCCACUCCGUCUUAGUCAUCCUUAUUUUGCAUCUUUUUAAUCAGCUAUAUAUUUGAAAAGAGAGAACAAAUAUCUAUAUAUCUAUAUCUAUAGCUAUAGCCACCUGAUUUUGUUAUAAUUUUACUAAAUCUAUAUAUCUCUAGACUUGUUGAGAUGCUGAUGAGGUGGUGCCUGCACCCCUCCCCUGGGACGCCCAUGACUCAUGGGAGUUUUUAGUGACUGACUGAAUGAAUGUUAAAGUCUUUUUAAAAAAGAAAAAAAAAAAAACCAACAGCUCCUUUCAGACACUCUGGAUUUUAAAGAUUUAGAAACACAAAACUUGGUUUUUGGGACACACCAAGUCUUCCAUCCCCGCAGGCAGAGAUGCAUGGAGAGCUUCCACUACCCUGCAGCAACCCCGCGCCUCCGGCAGGCGCAGGGCUCCCGUGGCUUCAGGUCCUCCUCCCACCUCCAGCUCUGGGGGCGAUCGCCCACCCUCGGACCCCGUGCCCGCAGCGCACCGCGGCCGGCCAAGGGCUGCGCAGGCUGUGCCGUGCCCCGGAGCGAGCGCCGCGCUGGGAACCCCAGCCGGAGGCAAGCAAGGGGCAGCACUGGCAUUACACCCAGUGGCUGAGGAGGCUGGGGUGCCAUGGGGCGGCCCCAGAGCCGGAGGAGGCAGCAUCCCCGUCCCCCAGCCCGGUCCCUGUCCCCCACCCCGUGCGCUCCCCUCCGCACUGCACCCUCGACAGCAUCGCGCAUCCAGGCUCAGGGGUGGCCAGGGGCUCGCCCCGGCCAGCUCGGGAGGGGAUGGCUUGGUGACUGGUGUUCCCCAAAAGCUGAGUCCCCCAUGAAGGCAUUAACUCUUCUGGUGCUAGAGGGAAGGACAAGGAGGUUCCUUCUGACCCUCACACAUCUCCGAACCUUCACAACCUUCAGCCAGUGGAAAGGCACAGGCCAAGGGUUGGGGCUGCGGCCCCCUCCUGCGUGUGAGCACCAGGCUGAGGCCCUCUUCGGGACAGAUCCUGGCAGGCUGUGGUGCUGUCUCCUUUUCCCUGAGCUCUCUUGCUGGGCACGUGCCCAAAACGGCUCUAUUUAGAGCUCUCCAGAAACCGCUGAAUUCUGUGUAUUCACAGCACUUCUUCCCUCCCCAGGCAACAUCCCAGUGCUUGCAGCUGGGACAGUCGCAUGGGGAAGGCAAGAGGGGGUUUCAA